AAUUCGAGGGGCCUGCUCUGCUCUGGACUCUAUAAAAUCCACUCAUGUCCUCUGUUAACGGCUCUGCAUUAAAAACACAGAGAGAGAGAGAGAGAGAGAAGCAGAGCGAGAGAGACAGAGAGAGCCAUGUCUUUGCUAUCAGAUCUCAUCAACCUCAACCUUUCGGACACUACGGAGAAGGUGAUUGCUGAGUACAUAUGGAUUGGUGGUUCUGGCAUGGACCUCAGAAGCAAAGCAAGGACUCUUUCUGGACCUGUGAGUGACCCCAAAAAGCUUCCAAAGUGGAAUUAUGACGGAUCUAGCACAGGACAAGCUCCUGGUGAAGAUAGUGAAGUCAUUAUCUACCCUCAAGCAAUUUUUAAGGACCCAUUCAGGAGGGGAAACAAUAUAUUGGUCAUGUGUGAUACUUACACACCUGGUGGUGAGCCAAUUCCAACAAACAAGAGGUUCAACGCUGCAAAGAUUUUCAGCCACCCUGAUGUUGUAGCUGAAGAACCUUGGUAUGGUAUUGAGCAAGAGUACACCUUGCUCCAAAAACAAGUUAAGUGGCCGCUUGGCUGGCCGCUUGGAGGUUUUCCAGGACCUCAGGGACCAUACUAUUGUGGUAUUGGUGUUGACAAAGCUUAUGGACGCGAUAUUGUGGAUUCGCAUUACAAGGCUUGCCUCUAUGCUGGUGUAAACAUAAGUGGAAUAAAUGGUGAAGUGAUGCCUGGCCAGUGGGAGUUUCAAGUUGGACCUUCUGUUGGUAUCUCAGCCGGAGAUGAAUUGUGGGUGGCUCGUUACAUCCUUGAGAGGAUCACGGAGAUUGCUGGGGUCGUGGUUUCCUUUGAUCCCAAACCUAUCGAGGGUGAUUGGAAUGGCGCUGGAGCUCAUACCAAUUACAGCACCAAGUCUACGAGGAGUGAUGGGGGUUUUGAGGUCAUCAAAAAGGCCAUUGAGAAGCUUGGCCUAAGGCACAAAGAACAUAUUGCUGCUUAUGGUGAAGGCAACGAGCGUCGUCUCACUGGACGACAUGAGACCGCCGACAUCAACACCUUCUUAUGGGGAGUUGCAAACCGUGGUGCAUCGAUCAGGGUCGGGAGGGACACAGAGAAAGCCGGAAAAGGGUAUUUUGAGGACAGGAGGCCUGCUUCGAAUAUGGAUCCAUAUGUGGUUACUUCCAUGAUUGCAGAGACCACUCUGCUGUGGAAGCCAUGAGUACGAGCGUUGUUCACUUAUGCUAUGUUUGGAUGGGGAUUUAAGGAUGGAUUUGGAAAAGAAAAUAGGAAAGGUAUGUGAAAUGUGAAAAAAAUAUAUUUAUAUUUCACGUAGUUUCACACAUUUUUUUCCUUUCCUUUUCCAAAUCUCUUUCAAAAUCUCCCAACCAAAUACAGCGUUAGCGACGGCUACAUUUGAAUUUAAUAUUGUGCUCUGCUCUGUCUGUUUCAUUGUUUAGUGAUUUCAAAGAGGAAAAGAAAUUGUAUUUCAUAAUCCCAACCCAACCUUUGUGUCUAUUUUUCCAAAUUGAAGUAAGUGGAGAGUAUGUCUUGUUAUUUUCUUGGUACUAGGCUCUGUUUGUGUCUCGAGUAGCAAACAUGAUUUCCAGUCUCUGUCUUUGAAUAAAAACAGUAACAUUUUACAUUAAUAACAAUAUGAAGGAGGGGUUGAAUUUA
Camellia sinensis is the source of this 1652-nucleotide messenger RNA. Its product is annotated as glutamine synthetase cytosolic isozyme 1. Gene Ontology annotation, cellular component: cytoplasm. Gene Ontology annotation, molecular function: glutamine synthetase activity. NCBI's taxonomy places the organism in Eukaryota, Viridiplantae, Streptophyta, Magnoliopsida, Ericales, Theaceae. The record is from RefSeq and is a predicted model, not a curated record.